CAUAAACAUUGCGCAUAAAUUUGUAAAUGCCGUAUUUUCUCAAUUUUAUCUUGUAAUUUAAGUUGUGACUGUGAAUAUGAGCAACAAAGAAGCAAAUUUAACAAACGUGACACUUGAUAAACAUUCAGGAUUAUGCAAAUUGAAGAAACGCUGGAAUCGCAUUGAGUCUUCAUCUUCGGGGCGGGAAAGUGACGAAAGUGAGGUUAUAGGAUCCUCACAAGACUUCCAGCCACUUACAGCAUCUGCCAGGAAGUUGGUAGCGAACAUCUCCAGGCACGCAAUACCCAAACGAGCAAAACAGUCUGGCAAGGAGUCUUCAGACAGUGACUUAGAUGAUCUUCUUGAGAACCCUGUGAAGACACAAACAAAAGAUUCUGGGAGCUGUUCCCGAGGACAGAAGAGAAUGUCUCGUCUUGAUAUUCUUUACACGAGCAGUUCAGAGAAUAAAUUCACCUUCAAGAAGAGGCGACUGGCAUUGAAAGAUGCUGAAGAAGACGGGAGAGGACGGAGAGGACCUAGACAGAAACUGGUUUAUGAUGACAACCAUGAAGACACCCAGAAACACCUGCAAUCCUUGAUAGAAAACGACAGUUCAGAUUCUAAUGAUGGAAAUGCCAAGCAAAGUCCAGAAGAGAAGAAGAAGUUUAUAAAAACUCCCUCAACGACCAUCGAUUGGAAUGAAUCUUUGGAAGAAUCUAAUCCUGAACAGACUAUAGUCUUCUCAGAGGAGUCGGUGAAAACGCCAAUCAACUAUACGAGGAUUACAGCUGACGAAAUCAGCGAAUACUUUGGAUUAAAAUACAUCAACUGCACCAUCGAUGGAAGAAAGAGCAUUGUUCUCUUGAGACCUCGCCAGGAAGACGUGAGAAAGAAUCAAACGCUGGAUGUUGAACUCUCGGAGAAACAAAUUAGGAUGUCAGAUUGCCCUGUUUAUCUGGUAGAUAAGUACAGGAUAAUAAUAAAGUAAAAACAAGGGCUCCUGUCGCAAAGUAUUCAAAGCCAGA
Phlebotomus argentipes is the source of this 1004-nucleotide messenger RNA. RefSeq lists its product as uncharacterized. The transcript has 2 exons. The record is from RefSeq and is a predicted model, not a curated record. Bases 77 to 967 code for a protein of 296 amino acids. Lineage: Eukaryota; Metazoa; Arthropoda; Insecta; Diptera; Psychodidae.